AUGAUGCACUAUAGAAAAGGUGAAAAUAUCGAAAAACCUCUGACCAAAGAUGAUCUACCAUUUGAGGAUUUUUUACCCAAAGGCACGGAUUUUCUGUGGAUGCAUGUUAACGGUGGCACCAAGGUCAACAAUGUGGUGAACUAUGCCAAAAAUGCCCUGGACAAGGGAGAACAUAAGAAUAUUGUAUGGAGUGGCCAUGGUGGUGGGGUGGUGAAAACUAUAUCCUGUGCUGAAAUUAUUAAACGUUCAUAUCCAUUGUAUCAAGUUACGCGGAUGUGUUAUACAAGUGUCGAAGAACAUUGGAAACCCCAAAUGGAGGGCCUGGAAGAAAUUGUGGCCCACCGGCAAAUACCCUCACUGCAUAUAUUUAUGAGUCUGGAACCAAUCGAUGGCAGUGUUAGCGGGCUACAAAAACCCAAUAGUAAAACAGAUUUUUGGAUCUACGAUGCAAAUUCCCAUAAUCAGCAAUCAAAUGGUGGUGCUGGUAAUUCCCAUAACAAUAAUAGUCGUGGUAAUCAAAGGCCUCGUAAAGGUAAUCAGGAUAAUCAAAGAAGGCCGCAGAAACCACGGCAGCAAAACAACAACAAUAAUAAUAACAAUGAAGGGGCGGCCAAUAAGCCAGAUGAGCCAGCUAGCAGCGCCAGCAGCGGUCAACAGAAUAAAUCGAAUACAUUUUACAGCAUUUUGUAG
Messenger RNA from Musca vetustissima, 690 nucleotides. It is a transcript of the gene Rpp25, whose product is annotated as ribonuclease P protein subunit p25-like protein. Bases 1 to 690 code for a protein of 229 amino acids. The transcript is spliced from 5 exons. Gene Ontology annotation, cellular component: ribonuclease MRP complex. The record is from RefSeq and is a predicted model, not a curated record. Gene Ontology annotation, biological process: tRNA 5'-leader removal. Lineage: Eukaryota; Metazoa; Arthropoda; Insecta; Diptera; Muscidae. Gene Ontology annotation, molecular function: RNA binding.